Messenger RNA from Pogonomyrmex barbatus (red harvester ant), 2297 nucleotides. It is a transcript of the gene DNApol-alpha50, whose product is annotated as DNA primase small subunit. The record is from RefSeq and is a predicted model, not a curated record. Gene Ontology annotation, biological process: DNA replication, synthesis of primer. Lineage: Eukaryota; Metazoa; Arthropoda; Insecta; Hymenoptera; Formicidae.
AUAAUAAAUAUUUUUAAUCUAAUGAAAAAAGUAAAAUAUAUUUAUUCAACGUAUUUUGGACAUUUUGUACAUGGUAAAUAAUAUUUCAAAUUUGAAAUAGAACAUUAAUACAUUUUACAUAAAAAUCAAAGGAUAUAAUGCAAUUUUAUGUUGCCAAAAUUAAGAUCAAGUCAAGAUCAGAUCGAUUUUUUAAAUGGGAUCCCAUAUUUUUGAUUCUAGAAUCUAAUGAGCUGAUAGCAAUAAUUUUUCAAAACAAUGAAGUAAUAAGUUUAAAAGUUUCAAAAUAAUGAAGUUUAUUUUCAUUAAGUACUCUCCGCGUUAUAAGACUUGAUUGGUCGGGAAUAGGCAAUAAGGAACAGAAGUCCAACGCGUCGAAAAUUUCGUUCCUAUUCCCUAUUGUCUGUCUUUUUCAUUGUGCAUCCAGCUUUAUUUCAUUCGGUGAAGCUGGCUCUAUAUGAAACAUUUUCUCUGACCAACUUUUUUUCUCUCUACGCUGUCUAGUCUCCUUACUCUUACUUCAUGAGCUAAACUCAGGUUAAAUUGAAAGUUAUGGUACCGGCCUAAACAAACCGUUCCCUGAUGCAACCAACUAAUAAUUAUCGAAGUGUUGUGUACAAUCUGAUGUAACCUAGAAUAUAGUUAGUAUAGAGUAUAGUAGAGUAUAAUUUUAUACAUUCAGUAACAUUAAAAUGAGUGAUGUUUCGAAUUUACUUGAUCUGUUGCCUGUUUAUUAUUCAAGAUUGUUUCCUUUUGUUGAUUACUACAGAUGGUUGAGUUACGGAAAUGCCGCUGCCUUUAGUAAGAGAGAAUUCUCAUUUACACUCUCCGAUGAUGUUUAUAUACGUUAUCAAUCUUUCACCGACCUGAAAGGAUUAUCGGAUGAAAUUAAAAGAUUGCUGCCACAUAAAGUAGAUAUAGGAGCAAUUUAUAAUAUCCAGCCAAGAGAUCAAAGAAGAGGUUCUAAUUUUCAGCCAGUGGAAAGAGAAUUAGUAUUUGAUAUAGAUAUGACUGAUUAUGAUGAAGUAAGAACAUGUUGCAAAGGAGCAGACAUUUGUGGCAAAUGUUGGAAGUUUAUGUCGCUUGCUUGCAAAAUAUUAGAUAGCGCAUUGAGAUUGGAUUUUGGAUACAAACAUAUCUUAUGGGUAUUUUCUGGCAGAAGAGGUAUUCAUUGUUGGGUAUGUGAUUCUAAAGCGCGCACCUUAUCAGGACAGGUACGCGCGGCAGUUGCCGAAUAUUUACAGAUUAUAGGUGGUGGUGAGUUUAUGAAAAAGAAAGUACAUCUUACAGGUGAUAAAAUUCAUCAUUCUAUCAAGCGCGCUCUCGAUAUAAUCGAUCCUGUUUUUAUCGAAAUGUGCAUCAAAGAGCAGAAUAUGUUGGGUACAGAAGAGGGAAUUGAAAAAUUUCUUGCGAUAUUGCCUAAUGAGGAAGAUAGACAAGAAAUGAAAGUGCUGUUUAGUAAAGAGGGCACCAGCGAAGCAAGAUGGAAUAUAUUCGUACAAUAUAUUGAAUCUAAACGAACAGGGGGAGAUCGAAAAUGGUAUUUAUAUCGUCAUUUAAUCGAAGAAAUAAAAUUACAGUAUUCAUAUCCAAGGCUAGACAUAAAUGUCAGCAAAGGUUUAAAUCACUUACUAAAAUCUCCUUUUUGUGUUCAUCCGAAAACUGGUAAAAUUUGUAUACCAUUUAGUGCAAACGCAGUAGAUAAAUUUGAUCCUGAUAAGGUUCCUACAAUAAUGACAUUGAUAGAAGAAAUCAAUAUAUACGAUGUAAAGGAUAAAGUUGAAGAAGAAACAUAUGAAUUAAAUAAAAAACGAAUAAAAGAUUAUAAAAAAACGAGCUUGAACAAGUCGUUACAUAUUUUUCAAGAGUUCUUACAACAUUUGGAAGCCGAGCGGCGGGAACAGAGGUUAAAAGGCAAAAUUUCAACCGACCGUAUGGAAUUUUAAGAGAUUUUAUAAAAACAUUGUCUUUUAGAAAUUAUUAAAAAUAAUAUUAUUUAUAAUGUUUUAAAUAUAUUUUUGCGAAAUAAAAAGGAAUAUAUAUUUUAUAUAGUUCAAUGUAUCAAAAUCUUUCAUAUUAAAUUACUAAAUAAUACAGUUGUGGAAAAGCAAGGGAGGACAUACCGAGUACGUUCAAUAACAUAAUUACUCAAUAAAUUCUCAUUCAGCGCUUCAUUUCGAUUAGAAUAUUCUUUUAUAUUUAACAUGAACCUAAAAGUAUGCUUCAUCUAUCAUCCCAAAACUUGUAAAAUUUAUAAAUUUGUAAAAUUACAGAGUAAAACAGCAAAUGAUUGUGUUUCA